This is a messenger RNA of Tyto alba (common barn owl), 6079 nucleotides long. It is a transcript of the gene CACFD1, whose product is annotated as calcium channel flower domain containing 1. Lineage: Eukaryota; Metazoa; Chordata; Aves; Strigiformes; Tytonidae. The record is from RefSeq and is a predicted model, not a curated record. Gene Ontology annotation, cellular component: membrane. Gene Ontology annotation, biological process: vesicle-mediated transport. Bases 283 to 807 code for a protein of 174 amino acids. The transcript is spliced from 5 exons.
CAGACGUGGAGGCAGCUCCCACGGCCGCUGGCAUCGCUGCUGCAGGCAGAGACCCUCCAUUGUCAGCCCUGGGGGGGCUGCCGGGGGCCAGGCCCUGCAUGGGGGUGCAGGGAGAGGCCCAGCAGCGCCAGGGUUGGGUUUAGGGGCUGUCCGCUGGGUUGGCUGGAGGAGCGGGGGGGGCACAGGGGGAGCGUCACCUGGGCUGGGGGGGAAUCCUGCGCUGCUGGGGUUCAGGUGGGGAGCGGGGUGCUGCCCCCUGAGCCCUCCGGGAGCAGGGGUGCCAUGAGCUCUCAGGAUGAGCAGUUGCAAGCAGCAGCCCCUGAGCCAGCGGCUUCCUCCGCCGAUGAUGGCAUGACCUGGUGGUACAGGUGGCUCUGCAGGAUUGCCGGGGUCCUCGGGGGUGUGUCUUGUGCCUUCUCUGGGCUCUGGAACUGUGUCACCAUCAACCCCCUGAACAUCGCGGCCGGUGUGUGGAUGAUGCUCAACGCCUUCAUCCUGUUCCUGUGCGAAGCCCCCUUCUGCUGCCAGUUUAUCGAGUUUGCGAACGCCGUCUCUGAGAAGGCGGACAAGCUGCGGCCCUGGCAGAAAGCUGCUUUCUACUGCGGGAUGGCUGUGUUCCCGGUCGUGCUCAGCCUGACGUUGACCACGCUCUUUGGAAAUGCCAUUGCGUUUGCCACCGGCGUGCUUUAUGGCAUGUCAGCGCUGGGGAAAAAGGGAGAUGCCAUCUCCUACGCUCGGAUCCACCAGCAGCAGAAGCAAAUGGAUGAAGAGAAGCUCACGGGGACCGUGGAGGGAGAGGCUCCCUGAAGCACACGAGCUUGUGGUAACCUCUCCUGGACACUGAGAUGGUGAAGAUACAGAAAUCCACAAUGCCCUUCCCUCUGCCCUCUCCCCUCUCCAUUACACCACGAUUUCCCUGGACACUACAGCAACUGUAAAUCUCAGGGUCUGGGCCAGGCUGUGCCCUCUUCUCACACCAGCAGCCAGACCUCAGCACGUUGGACCCUCUCUCCUCUUCAACCCUCACCCAAAUAUCUCACAGUCCCUCUACUUUUUUUUUCUUUUUUUUUUUUUUUUUUUCUUUUUUUCGCUGCAGAGGUGCUGGCUCUUUGAGUGCUGCUUUACAAGCCUGAAUAGGUAGCCUUUCUUUGGAGUGACACCUGAUAACGAGUCGAGGAUGCAGUGCUCAUUUGGGAACUGCUCUCUGGAUGGGGUGAGGAGGGACAGAGCUGACCUGCCAGCUCCUUGCCUGCGCUGGUCUCAUCGGAGUCAGGGAGCUGCUGGCCUCGUGCCUGGGGGUAACCUGUCAUUGCACGUUACACGUUUUCAGUAACACUCUCUGGUGUGGCCCUUCCCAGGUAUAAUAUACUAAUCCAGGGUUUAGCACUACAUGGUGAUGCUUAAGCUUGGUCUUCUUCCAUUGAGUAUAUUUUAAUAUGGGUCCAGUUAGGCCAGGCAUCGGAGGCAUCACUGCAUGGGAAAGGACUUCCAGCAAAAAUCCCAUCUAAAGACAGUGACCACCCCUGCAGAGGAGCUGCCAGAGGUGCUGGGGCAGAUCCUGGUACCUACAAAGCACGGUCCCUGCUUCCUCUGGAUACAGCUGCAGGCAGUUACUGCAAUUUACUAGAAUUAUAAGAAUUAACUACUUUGUCUUAAUAAGGGUACUUUUCUUAAGCUUUGCUCUUACUGGGGAAGAAGGGAAAUAAGGUUUGCUUUACCUCAGCUGAAAAAGGGUACUAUUGCUUGAGCCAAGUGGGAUUUUUUUGCUGGUGUAAGUGUUACUGACGUGCAAGAGCAUCCUUCUCUCAUGAGCCUGGGACUCUGCUCUCUUAUCUCUCACUCCCUGCAUCUGCUCCUGCUCCCGUGACCCAUCCCUCCAUGCAAGGGACCUGCUCUUUGUUUCUGUCUGGUGCAGCCUUUCUCUUUGGGCUGAUGUUCUUUUUGCAUCAGUCCUGGGCUGGUGGUGUAUGGGAAGGUGGCAUAUCCUUCCUUUGCAAACAUAGAGAAGUCUGCACCAUUUCAGUGUGGAUAGCUGGGAUGUCUUGCUUCUUUAUUCCAGGCUCAAUUAGUAGUUUUCGUAUCAUAUUUUCUUUUUGCUUUGUGUCAUGCAGAACAAAACUGCUCGCUAAGUCCAGAUCCCCCUCUUCUCAUCAUGGUUUCUUCUGAGGGGUUUUAAUUUAUUUGUCUUUACAUGAUUGCUUUUUAUUUUGAUUAGUAAAAAGGAGAAUAAUUUAUUACUGGUUAUUUAAGUAUUUUGAUGGGACUCAUUUUCUCUGGACAUAAGAGAAAGGAGUGCUCUGUUUCCUGUCCUUCAAAGAACUGCCUCAUUUCACUGCGGGGCGGCCUCUCUGAACCCAGGGAGAGCCCUGACUGCUGUAACUGGGAUGCUAGAAUUAGGAUACCAUAAAAUCCUAUUUCAGCCUUCAGAGUGUUUCUCAUACUUUUGGAAAGUGGGUUGUCCUUGACCUCUUUGUCUUCUUCUGGGCCACUGACCUGACAAAGUUUGAUGUCCCUCUCUUCUAGGAGAGAGAAGGGAGGAAAACUGGGCUGUAACUGCUGGGCUGGAGGUUUGUACCCAUUCAGCAGCCCUGGGAGCUGAGCUCCCGCUGCCGCCGACACUUUGUGGUCCCAUUUGAAUCACUGGGGUACCAGGGGGGUCACGCUGCGGUCUGAGAAACGCCGCUGGAGGCCGGGUGCUGUCUGUCAGAAGGGUCUGCCUGUCCAGCUCUCUGCGGCUUCCGAGCCGUGCCGUGUUGGAAACUAUCUGUAUGACCUGUCCUUCCUCUGGGUACGGCGUGUAUUCGCGUUGGCCGAGCGACGCCAGCACAUCCCUGGCAGAGCCUGGGAUGGAGCCGCUGCCGGAGGGGGGAGGCUGCAGCGUGCGCCUUGCAGGGGGAGCAGAGCAGUCCCCGGGGACGGGGGGGGGCUAAGCUGCCAGCUCCUGCUAGCUGUUGUUUCUUCCCUUGAGUUUGGGGAGGUGUGAGGAUUUGCACCAGGCAGAAGCGCGGCUUGGGUUUAUUUACACACCCAGACCCUUGCAGCUGGAUGCUGGGCAGCCACUUUGUGCUAAGCCCUUUCCCCUCAGGCCUCUGAGCCGUGACACCGGCUUGUCUGGGACGCAGAAUAGGCGCUGUCAGCCCAGAGGCAGCUUGUUUCAAUAAAGGCUGUGGCGUUUUGAAGCCCCCAGCUCCGGGUGAGUCCCUGUUAUUGCAUGCAAUACCUGGGGCAUUGGCCUUCCUUGUGCACGUGUGAGGGGACCACGGCCUCCUGCGUGGGUGAUUCUGCCGGCGGUAAUGGGGUGCUGCAGGAGGAAGAUAGGGAAGCCCACGGGACACCUCAGGAUGAGAGCCUCUCUGCUCUUCGAGUGGUGUCCCUGUGCUGUACCUUUACCGGGUGGUUCAAGUGCAGAGUCCUGCCUAGCAAAUAGGACAUCUGCUUUGAUUUCAGGGGGGCUUGGGGAGUUAAGUAGUGUUUAGUAGAGGAAUGUUGCAGACUGAUGCACGUAGCUACGAGCAUGUCUUUGGUAGUGAUUGCUUUGCUCUGUGAGUAGUUCCACAGUAGCUUUAGUGACGGGAGGUGAAAGGCAAAGCAGAGGCGAUAGAAAUGCUUGCAGGUUCAUCUACGCCCGCGGUGAUGUUCCAUGGAACUGGUGGGACCCUCACUGGCUUCAUCUGGUUAUCCUAAUGCCAUGGACCAGCAGCAGACCCUGAGAUGCCAGCAGUGCUGUCGUGCUGUAUUUUGUGGCAGUUGGGUCUGACGCUGGGGCCAAAGCAAAGCAAACAAUCCGCACCUGCUCUGCCACCCUUAGCGGGUUCAAAGCUCAGCUCCGAGCUCAACGCUUUUAUUGAAAAUGAGCCUCAGGGACUCUUCUGUAAGAGCUGAGCUGGAGACUUUGUCCCCACUGCUUAAAGACACCAGGUCUGAUCAGUGUCUCUGUGCCUGCCGCAACAGGAGCUGUCUCAGAUCCGUGCUCCAAAGGUGCUGACUCCUACAGAUGCAUGGCCAGAGUGGGAGCUCUUGGGAAUUUCAGCUGCCCGUGAUGCAGCUGAAACCAAGGCAGAUGCUGCCAUCAUUGCAGACAGGGCCUGGUGACAGCACCCCUGGCUUUUAAGAGUAGUAGUGACGGUUGGUGGGUGGUGUCACCUCCAUGUGGACAAGAGACUGCUUUUGUGGAGAUAGAAAGGACCUUUAGAGUAGUAGCAUCAGAGUAGUUAAUGUGCCCAUUCACAGUGCAUGGUGGUUAUUAAUUGUGUUUAGAGGCAUCAUCAAGGUGCUUGGGGCUGUGUAAGGAAAAAUGGAGUUAAAAGCCCUGCUCUAGAAAUUUUACAGGCUCAACUCCAUCCCAACUGAUGGCAUCCAGGCUGGAUGGCUAAUCCUCGGGGUCUCUAUGGAAGAGGUUCUGCUUGCCAGGUCUUGGAAAAGCCUCUUGGGAGACAACGGGACGGAAGUUUUGUUAUGCAGGAACUCAAAAGCGGGUGAUGCAUUGACUACAGUGAGUUGUUGACACCGAGAGUGGAAAGACACCUGGGUACUGGCAGCACACGUGCACUUAGCAAUGGGCUGUUACACCAUUCACCAUCUGAGCUGUGCGCUUCCUACCCACAUGCAUUUAUACAGCGUGGGACUCUUCUGUGUCCCAGUCAAUCGUGAAGCUGACAGCACUUGUGCAUUUUAGCUGCUCUGGCCCCUGGGGCUGUCCAUUGGGCAGAAGCUCACUUUCUGCUGCGUACCCAGAUCUUGCUGCUCUGGGCAGGAGCUGAUUUUGUAACACCACCUGAUUCUGUCUGUGCAGUGAAUAAAAAUACUGUUCUACCUCUGGAAAGAGACACUGUGAUUUCUCAGACACUAAAUGUUAUAGCAAAAACCCUCAGGCUUCCUAUAUUGAAGAAAGGAGGUCACUCAGAAAAUACUUCUCUGAUGAGGUUCUCGCAGGACCUGAAGAGUCCAGCCUCCUUUCAUAUUCGGGCAUUUCCUCCUUACGCCAAGGCCUGGGAAGCUCAAUUCAUCUUUGUCAUUUUUUUCCUCAGGAAAAAACAUCCACUGUCUUCAGGGAAGGGUUUCACUGAAGUGAAGAUAUCAAGACCUGGUCCAUAGCCAUGUGAGAGAGAGAAUGCUCUAGCCUAGAGCUGCCAGAGAUCCUGAUCUUCAGAAGGUCAGUGGAAACCAAGGGCUCUUGAGACCUCUCAUAAUCAGGCCAUGCUUAGAAAUAGUCAUAUUCCAGCCAGGGCUGAACAUCUUUCUGGAAAUGGGUCUCAGCUGCAAAGGUUAGGUCUAAUACUGAAUUUUCUCUGUGGCUUUGAUUUUGGCCCAUCUCUCUUACUCUGUCCCAGGCUGCUUUAAAUUCAUCCUCUGGUAAAGCACCUCUUCUCUUAGGUGAUUUCUCUCAUCUCCUGCUGCAGGGGAUCUAAAUAGUAGCUAGCAUAUCUUGAGGUCUGGGUCAAAUAUGCCAUGUUACCACACACUCCCUUGUCACUGCAGGCUGAAUGUUCCAGGAAUGGGAGAACACAAGCAUCUCCACCAGCCCUCUGGGUGCCAAGUGCAUUUCAGGAGGUUGGACAAACGCUUGGGCAACUCAUCUACCUGUGUUGUUCUGUCCCUUUCAAAGGAGUUAGGUUGGAUGUGAUUCUCAGCAAGGCCAUUUGUUCCUUGCAGCCGUAACCCCCCUCCUACAGCUGUGUUUUACCUAGGGUUAGGCUCUAAAAAAUUUAAAAAGUCCUUAAUCUUGCAGGACACACAGGAAAGGGAUAAGAGCAAUUUGCUACUAACUAUGCAGUUGAAAUCUCAAAGUGAGGGAAGUGGAGGCUCCACGCAAAACCACGAUGGGGGCACACCCACCUUCCUCUUUGUGGAUGCAUAAAAACCUGUGGUGGGAAGGACCCACCCCAGUACAAAGUACUGUCAGUACCCACUGUGUCUUUCCUCCAGUGAAUCACUUGCACUACAGCUGAAUAUGUGUCUGUUCCUGUUCUUAGUUUUGUCCUGGAUUUUUUUUUGUGAACUGUAUUUGGUCUUGCUCAUUAGGCUUCUAGUGUAAUGUGUGGUUUUAGAGCAAUAAAAUGUGGCAGCUUUUUAUACAAAA